Penicillium subrubescens is the source of this 474-nucleotide messenger RNA. RefSeq lists its product as uncharacterized. The coding region runs from base 1 to 474 and encodes 157 amino acids. NCBI's taxonomy places the organism in Eukaryota, Fungi, Ascomycota, Eurotiomycetes, Eurotiales, Aspergillaceae. The record is from RefSeq and is a predicted model, not a curated record. The transcript has 2 exons.
AUGGCGACCGCCGAAAAGACCAAAGAGCAGCAAAAGCAGUUCCAAGUCCCCGACUACGAUUCAGAGGAAGACUACGACAGCGCCGACGACGACAUUGAAUACUCCGAAGACGAAGAGGAAGUCCAGACAGUCCCAAACAAAAACCAACAGCUCCAACGCCGCCGGCGGCAACAGCAGCAACAGUCUCAGGGCGACCUCGACGAGUACUCCGAUGAAGAUGACUAUGACUCCGAAUAUGACGAUGAUGAUGACUACUCCGACGACGAGGUUAUUCAGGGCAAGUCCAUGCAGCCUUGGUCACAGGGUACCACCUCUGGGGCUCCCUCGGGGGGUAUGAAUGUCAUCCCGCAGGAGCAGAAGAAGAGUCUUGAUGAUGAGGAGGGUAUGAAGUUGAAGCUGGAAUUGAAUCUGGAGAUUGAGAUCGAACUCAAGGCUCGUAUUCAUGGUGAUUUGACCCUGGCUCUAAUGAGUUGA